UAUAACGACCAAGAGAAAUCUAACAAAUCAAGCGCCCCUUAGUACUCAACUGUAAGCCUGCAACUCUCUAAAACAACCUAAAUGAGCUCUUACUUUGUAAACUCGUUCUCGGGGCGCUACCCAAAUGGCCCCGACUAUCAACUGCUAAAUUAUGGAGCCAGCAGCGGCGCAAUGAACGGCGGGACGUACAGGGACUCUUCCUCCGCCACCAUGCACCAUGCGACGGGCUCUUACGGCUACAGCUACAAUGGCAUGGACCUGACCGUCACCAACCGAGGAGGGGGGAGCGGCGGCGGAGUCAACAACACCGGAGGACACUUCGGGGGAGGCUCGGUGGUCGGGGACUCCCGGGGUUUCGCUUCCCCGGCCCCGGAGAGGAGCCUCAGACAACCAUCCAGCUGCUCCCUCGCUUCCGCGGCGGAUUCCCUUCUGUCACCCGCGUGUGGAGAGAGUAAGCUGGGUGCUCAGAGCUCGUCUCCCCGCUCAGGGCAACCAGGAAACGGCAAUCUCAGCUCUCCAAAUCUGUCCUCUAACUCCUCCGGCGCCGGUGGUGGUGGCGGUGGUGGCGGCACGGCGCAGCGUUUCACGGAGUUAGACGACGCUUCGCCAGAGCCGGAUGAGUUGCAGCACAACCGGGAUACAGGCAACCCGCCGACCAGGACCGGGCACUCGCAGCCCGGGCAGAAACAGGAGGGCGGCCCGGCGGGAUCAGCCGCUGGCAGCACAGCGGGCAGCGACGGUGGGACACCACAGAUAUUCCCCUGGAUGAGAAAGCUGCACAUUAGCCAUGAUAUGACUGGCCCGGAUGGGAAACGGGCACGGACGGCGUACACCCGCUACCAGACGCUGGAGCUGGAGAAAGAGUUCCACUUCAACCGGUACCUCACACGGCGGCGAAGGAUCGAGAUCGCGCACACGCUCUGCCUCACGGAGAGGCAGAUCAAGAUAUGGUUCCAGAACCGCAGGAUGAAAUGGAAGAAGGACAACAAACUGAAAAGUAUGAGUCUCGGCACCGGCGGCAACGUUUUCCAACCGUAGAAGUCUAUCCAUUUAAAAAAUAAAAAAGAAGAAAAAUGAAAAAAAAAAAAAAUGAAAAGAAGAAGCAUCCG
Molecule: messenger RNA, 1109 nt
Organism: Scomber japonicus (chub mackerel)
Lineage: Eukaryota; Metazoa; Chordata; Actinopteri; Scombriformes; Scombridae
Gene: hoxb5a
Product: homeobox B5a
Exons: 2
Coding region: 82-1038 (318 amino acids)
Biological process (GO): anterior/posterior pattern specification; regulation of transcription by RNA polymerase II
Cellular component (GO): nucleus
Molecular function (GO): DNA-binding transcription factor activity, RNA polymerase II-specific; RNA polymerase II cis-regulatory region sequence-specific DNA binding
Source: RefSeq, a predicted model, not a curated record